GAGUUAGGGAGUAUCCCAGGUUCACUUACGUGUCUCCUGUAUACCAAUGCGCGUGGACCCUCACUCUCCCCAAAUCCUCUCAAACUCCCUAUAUCCACCCGAAUCUCUGAUACCUCACUCUCCCUCACUCGCUUGUUCUUCUUCCCUUUCCGUUUUCUAUCUGGUUCUUCUCCUUUCUCUUUCUGUCCUCCUGCUCCGACUCGACUUCCCUCUCCUCCAAGACAACUAACUCUACUCAGUCCAGUCCACUCCAGUCCCAAUUCCCGCACGUAACAUAACGGUGAUGAUGAGGAUGAGGAGGGAUUGAGGCGCCUGGUUACUUGAGGAACGAACGAACCAAAAUCGAGAAAGAAAAGACUUCUUAUCAAACUAGAAUUAGGCAGACGCAUGAUUCUGAUCCAAUAUGGAAACGGCAGCGUCAAUUAAGCCUCAUCAUCAUGCCUAUAAAAUUGGUGGUUUUCGACUAAAUUCUCCCAAUUCCAAUACCAAAGAUUUGGUCCCCAACGGCAUUGACAACAACAACAACAACAGCUGCUGCUGCUGCUGCUGCAAUAUCACUGCCGACAUCGAGAUGAUUACUUUGCAAGCGGCUGCUGCUUAUACUAGCCUCAAGGACUUGAUGCCCACGUCCCCUCGUUCUCCCAAUGCGCCGGCGAUCGCGUGCCCCGCCACCGCCUGCAGGAAAGACAGCUUGAGGGACAUACCGAUCAAUCUCAAGGACCCGCUCCUGCAACACGCCGCCUGGGCUUAUCUUCAGCCCGCCAUGACGCCGCACGAUCACCGGGCCCACGCCUGCAGCUUCCUCCAGAACCUCAAGCACCACUGCUCUGGCGUUUUCGGCUGCUUUAACGACGUCCUCCUCGUGCUUCUCAACUCCUGGUUCCCCGCCAACGACAGCAUCAGAACAAGAAGAAGAAGAAGAAGAGGAGGCCCUGAUGAUGAUGACGAAGAGAAGCAAGAAGAGGAUCAGGAGAAUGCUGCCGCCCCCGCAGGUGGUGAUGCAUCAUCGAAGAAGACGACGGCGACAACUCGACUGGCCGGCGUCCAUUAACGACUUACCAUCUACAAACUUAACACCUGUCCCCCUACAAAAAAAAAAAAAAAAAAAAGGCUGCUUUUUUGAAGCUUUGCUCUGACUGGUCGCUGUACUCUAGUAGUAGACCACUCCGGCUUUUCUUAGUUCUGCUACGUGCUGCUCCCACCAAUACUCUUGGAAAUUUUGUACAGAGACCUUUGGCUUUCUUUUUCGUGGGUGAUGUGUACAUGCGAAAAACAGUAGUGCUUGCGACAAAAUUUAUUGAGUAUUAAUAUAUAAUUUGCUCCUUGAUUGUGUGUA
Messenger RNA from Coffea arabica (coffee), 1336 nucleotides. NCBI's taxonomy places the organism in Eukaryota, Viridiplantae, Streptophyta, Magnoliopsida, Gentianales, Rubiaceae. The record is from RefSeq and is a predicted model, not a curated record.